GAAAAAAAAAACAAUGGACUGUUUUUUUCUACAGCUUUGAGCACAACAGACUAGGCUGACAAACUACUGGACUGAGUCAGAGAGAACCUGGUAUUAGUGAUCCAACGCACCAGGUGAGCAUCGACAAGGCAGUGAGGAACACUUUAAACGAGUUGGCACUCCACUGAAAUCCAGCACUGCACCUGGGCUCCAAUGCAAUGGAGCCUGUCAUCAUGUUUCCAGCAGCGGCCUCAUUUGUGGUUUGCAUUGCCCUGGCUCUCAGCAGGACUGGAGCCCAGGGUGAGGAGGAGAAUGUAGUGGAGAAAAGGGAGGUGUCCAUGUGCCAAAGCAUCUGUUCAGACGGGGUCAGUUUCAACGGCCAGUGCUACCACUACUACAGUGUGACGAAGACAUGGGCAGAUGCUGAGCUGCACUGCCUCAGCCUUGGGGGGAAUCUCGCCUCCGUACACAGUGAUGACGACAACCAGUUCAUCCAGGAUCUGAUCAAGAGCAAUGAGAAGAAGGUGUCUCUUACCUGGCUGGGGGGCUCUGACUGCUUCAAGGAGGGUUCGUGGGUGUGGACUGAUGGAUCAAAAUGGGACUACAGCCACUGGAACAAAAAUGAGCCCAACAACCAAGGAGUUGAAAACUGUUUGCACACCAACUGGGGAGGCUCCGGAGGUUGGAACGACUACUCUUGUACUGCACAAUAUCCAUUUGUCUGUGUGACCAAGGGUUAGGUGACUAUGAUGAACUCAAGAUUUUAUGUAUAAUCCUCUUUAAUAAAAUGCACAAUGUCUGUUAAGUGCACUUGAUCAAUAAAAAUGAGUCAGCAUACUCA
Polyodon spathula (Mississippi paddlefish) is the source of this 820-nucleotide messenger RNA. RefSeq names its product lactose-binding lectin l-2-like. The transcript is spliced from 7 exons. Gene Ontology annotation, molecular function: signaling receptor activity. NCBI's taxonomy places the organism in Eukaryota, Metazoa, Chordata, Actinopteri, Acipenseriformes, Polyodontidae. Bases 198 to 719 code for a protein of 173 amino acids. The record is from RefSeq and is a predicted model, not a curated record.